UGAGGAAUAUGGAGAAACAUAAAUCUCCAAAUAAGAAGUGGGGCGUAAGAUAGGUCACAUGUUGAAUGUCUGUGGAGUGCCACGGUAGAGAGUAGACUGAGGGGAUGGUUGAUACAGCCGAACCACAGUAAGGAGUUGGGGAAUUGCAUCCUGGACCCGUAGCAUGAAGAUGCGUGUCUGUGUGUGGCUCCUCUGGGUGUCCUGGUUCUGCACCUGUGCAGAGUACUCCAAGUGGUGCAAGUGUCAUGGCAUCGUGCCGGCAGAGCCAGGUUUAGACAAGAGGUCAAAGACCCUGUUCAAGGAGCGUGCUCAUCACAGUGGGGGACACCAGCACACACCUCACAGGAACAGGGCACACCGGAGAAAAGGUUCCAAGGUUCGAGCAGAAGAGAGACCUCCCCGCAUUGUCCACCACCCCUCUGAUGUGGUGGUGAAAGUUGGCAAUCCUGCCACCCUCUCCUGUCGCGCUGACGGAAGCCCGAAGCCAACUAUUGAGUGGCUACGCAACAAUCAGCUGCUAGAGACCGCAAAGAAAGAUGGCCAGCUGCAGCCGAUGAUCCUUUCAGACGGGAGCCUCUUCUUUCUGAGCGUGGAAGGGGGAAGACAGGGGCAGUCGCAUGAGGGUGUCUAUACCUGUGUGGCUAGGAACAGUGCGGGGAAGGACACCAGCCGUAAUGCAUCGCUGUUUAUCGCAGUGUUGAAGGAGGAGUUCAGUAUGCAGCCUACUGAUGUGGAAGUGGCAGAGGGGGAAAUGGCUGUUUUAACCUGCAGCCCCCCAGUGGGACAUCCGGAACCUAAUGUUGUCUGGAAGAAGGAUGGGCUGCCCAUCAGCAGUGCUGAUCAUCAUUACACUAAGCUGAAUGGGAAGCUUAUCAUCGGUCCUGCAGAGAAAAGUCACUCUGGUGCUUACGUGUGUGCGGCCAUCAACACUGUGGGGGAGAGGGAGAGCAGGGCAGCUCGGCUCUCUGUGCUGGCCAAGCCCGUACUGGUGCUGAAGCCAGAAAACGUAUCAGUAAGAGCGGGAGAGUCUGCCCAGUUUUACUGCCAAGCUAAAGGUGACCCUCCACCUGCUCUGGUCUGGAGCAGAGAGCAGGGACCACUGCCCAAUGGCAGGUACAUCGUAAACCCAGACCAGACUCUCCAGAUCCAUUAUGUGACAGCCCUGGAUGCCGGGAAGUACACCUGCACUGCUCUCAAUGAUGUGGGUGUGGUCACUGCCAGUGCACAGCUACUAGUUGAAGAGGCUGCCAACACUAAGCAGAAAGACCUCCACAAAGAGCUGUCAUCCCUGCGUGUGAUUCUGGAGAACGUCACCGUCAUGGCCCCUGAUUCUAACAUGUCCUUCGUACAGUGGAAGCUCCAGUCACUCCCAGCGCAGCCGCAUUACCUUGAUGGCUUUGAGGUUCUGUAUCGCUCUCUGCUCACUGCCAGCUCAGACUGGGCAGCAGAGAAGGUGACAUUCCCCAGCUUCCAGGCUCAGGUGGGCCCCCUAAAGAGAGGCUACAAGUAUGAUUUCAAAGUUCGGCCUUAUGGCAGCGGCUUAUAUGGGAGGGAGAGCAACACCCGGCACCUGAGAGUUUCUGAGACAGUGCCCAGUGCCUCUCCUCGGGCUGUGUCAGUAACAGUCAAUCAUGAGCAGAAUAACACCAUCCAUCUGAGCUGGGAGCCUCCUCCUCCUGUAACCCACAAUGGGAUCUUACAGGGAUACCAGGUGUGGUGUGUGGAGCCCGAAGAGCAGCAGUACCAAAACUGGACUGUGGAUAGUAGCCAACUGAGCCUUCAUAUCUCUAGCCUCAAACAAGGGAAGCAGUACUGGGUCACCAUAGCAGCAGUCAAUGGGGCUGGAGUAGGAAUGCUGAGUGACCCUCAUGGAUUUGUCAUCAACUCACAGUUAGGUGGACUACCCGAGGCAGAUAGCCAGAGGCGGCGUUUGUCCCCGGUCCUGGCCUUUCUUCAGGACCCUGUGUUGCUCGGCAGCAUCGGCGCCGUCUUGUGGUGUGUUCUGAUGGGUGCAGCGAUCUGUCUCUUCAGACACCACAGCAGGACCGGUCAGCUGAUACCAAGACCUGGCAAGGCUAAAGGUUUGCGAAGACUAGCCGGUGAAGAUCUCAUUAUAAAACACAGGAUGGCAGCUCCAGAUUCACCGUGGAUCCCCGGAGGCUGGAGACCUUCUUUGAGUCAAAAGUACCAUGACCUAUGGGCCCAAGGUCAGCAUCACCCAGGAAUCCGAAGCACCAGCCUCCCAGUCUCAUCCAAGAAGGACAGCAGCUGCCUGGAGUCGACCGCUCCCAUUGUGACCGAUAGCUGCGGUGUCUACGGCACCUUUUACGUGGACCUCAUGGGCAGUGGUCUUAAGACCUUCAACAGUCCGGGACGUGUCACUAAAAUGUCUCAUGGUUUGCCCCACAAAGAAGGAGCCGAAACUAUCCAGAUAUUUACUCAUCCUGCCAGCAAGCCCUCACCCAUCAUCAGCAGGGAGGCUCUGCCAUGGAAACAGGCCAUACGACCCCAGCCCAAGAUGGGUGUGCUAAGGGAAUCAUGGGAAAAGAACCACAGCAAGCAAGAGCUGCAUGCAGUGAGCAGUGUCCCUAUACUUUCAACAAGAACCCAGGGACAUAGUCACAUACCAGCUCUCCAGCACGGUGGACAUCCAGACAGUGGUAAACCUGUGGGUUGUCCUCGUCUGCUGCAUUACUCAGCAUCACUACAUCUUAUGGACAUGUUGCUGCCCCCUCCCCCAGUACCCACCGAGGACGCCACUGACACGCAAAGCCUCACCUCAGAUGGAGGCUCUAGUCGUUCCACAAAGCUAACAAUGGACAUGGGCUCUCUUCAGUCAGUGUGUCCUGCAUCAGGCCCCCAUGGACAACUGGGACCCAGCAACAAGAACAUCUGCCCAUCCUACAGCCACCUGUGCACUGCAUUAUCUUCUGUGUCACAGAGUGAUGAACAGGGCAGCAUGCUGACAGCACAGGAAGCUGCUGAGUACCUGGAGCUCACUCCUAAACCAGAGAGAUGCAGUGCCCUGCCAGAGCAGCGUCCUUCCCUGUCCCGUCAUUUUGCCUCGACGCUGAAUUACAUCUGCGGGCCGACUCGCUCUGCUCAGGUGCACGACGCCUUCACUGAGCCCGAACCUCCAUUAAAUAGUCUCCGUCAUGCCUGCCGUCAGAGCUCGCCUUCCUCCUGCUACAGCGAAUGGGACAGCUCUCUGUGGAACACGAUCAGCUCAGUCAUGGACAGCAACCUGUCCAGUGCCCGAACCAGCCUCAUCAGCUCCGUGGACAGCUGCUACACUAAUGACAGUGCUAACUUUGCUCAUCUCCUGGCCAUGGCAGCGGAGAGCAUGAGCGGAGCCUCUUUGUCAGAUUUCUCUCCGCCUGCCUCCCCCCUCAGCGCCUUGUACCCAUCUUUCCACGCAGAAGGCGACUCAUUCGGCGAACUGGAGCCUGUUUCUGCUUGGGACUGGAGCAUGGCCUGGAUGGAGGAAAUGGAGGCCCAGUACUCAGAACACUAUCCUGACAGAAACACCAGACCCUUCAACAGUUAGGGACUCUGCUACAAUGGUGACUGAACUACCACAGCUGAAGUUUAAGAGCUGCAGAUACAACUCCCAAGACCAAGGGACAGACACUGAUCCAUUCACGUUCUCAGAAAUGUUGGUAACAGUUACGCGGUUGCGUUUAUUCAGGUUUUUAUUUUUGUUUCUGUCUGAUCUGGUUUCAUAUAGCUCAUACUGUAUAUGUUUGGGACACCUUCGCAGGCAGAUGCAUGCCUCUCUUUUUUUAAAUACUUCUCCCCACUUAUCUCAGGGUAGCGUCCUUGAAAUGACUUCCACAGAGUCGAAGAAGUUCUCUUUUUUCCUUCUCUACAUCCUUUCCGCUCAUUAGAGAAACAAUAAUGAGAUACUUCCCUCAGGAUAUUCUCACCCAGCAAAAGGCCAGAGAGAUGCAAAGGCAGGAUGCUAGAUGGUCAGAAAACAGUCAUUAGGCAGAGAUCCUGUGCUGGAGGUUCCCUCUCAGCACGUCUGUAUUUUUUGCAGGACAUUUUAUUUGGUGCUGAAGUCGUAUGACACAGAGGAUUUCACUCACUGAUCAAACAUGUGUAUAUAUAUCUAUAUGUAUAUAUAGAUAUAU
Messenger RNA from Pundamilia nyererei, 4133 nucleotides. It is a transcript of the gene robo4, whose product is annotated as roundabout, axon guidance receptor, homolog 4 (Drosophila). Gene Ontology annotation, cellular component: plasma membrane; axon. The coding region runs from base 164 to 3547 and encodes 1127 amino acids. Gene Ontology annotation, molecular function: cell-cell adhesion mediator activity. Lineage: Eukaryota; Metazoa; Chordata; Actinopteri; Cichliformes; Cichlidae. The record is from RefSeq and is a predicted model, not a curated record. Gene Ontology annotation, biological process: homophilic cell-cell adhesion; axon guidance; dendrite self-avoidance. The transcript is spliced from 19 exons.